Molecule: messenger RNA, 342 nt
Organism: Lachancea dasiensis
Lineage: Eukaryota; Fungi; Ascomycota; Saccharomycetes; Saccharomycetales; Saccharomycetaceae
Source: the annotation of a GenBank genome assembly
AUGAACAACAGUUCGAUUCUCGACCUUGUCAAGACGAACUUGGCUCAACAACAACUAUGGGAUUCAGUUGAAAUUUUGAAGUUAGACGUUCCUGGCGAGUGCUGGGUGGUGAGUGGAAUGCCUCCUCACAAGCUCAGUAACGACGAUAAGGAACUGGAGAGAGAAUGGAUCCUACCGGUCGAUUUGCAGCAGUAUCGGUCGGGAAACUUGACAUUGGAGAUAGCAGACGGGGUGUUCACAACGCUGGGUUGUAGAAGGAUCGUUUUGGGAAUUGCCAACGACGACGGCACCGUGGUGUAUUACUUUAUGUACAAGGGCCUUCACAAACCAAAGAAAAACUAG